AUGAUAUCAUUUAGCCAGUUGUCAUCGUGGUUGGAAGUUACCAGCAUGAAAAUCGAGCUCACUUUAAUAGUUAUCACUUUGUUAGCCAUUUCAUUCGCUAUUUUACUUCACCGGUCCUGGAAGACCACAUCACGGUUGCCUCCAGGACCUUGUGGUUUACCCUUGCUAGGGUACCUUCCAUUUCUUGGCCCUAACUUGCACCUUGAAUUCACCAAAAUGGCUCAACGUUUUGGGCCCAUUUUCAAACUCCAACUAGGAAGUAAGACCUACAUCAUUGUUAACUCCUCAGACCUUGCUAAAGUUGUCGUCAACGAGAAUGAUGAUAUCUUUGCCAACCGAGACCCUCCGGUGGCUGCCCUAAUCCUCUCAUAUGGUGGAAAAGAUAUAACCUGGUCUGAUAACAACCCAUACUGGCGUAACAUGCGUAAAGUGUGUUGGGAAUAA
Molecule: messenger RNA, 444 nt
Organism: Lactuca virosa
Lineage: Eukaryota; Viridiplantae; Streptophyta; Magnoliopsida; Asterales; Asteraceae
Source: the annotation of a GenBank genome assembly